AUGAAUGCAGCCUAUGAUAACUGCAUUUAUCUUCCAUGCGAGAACCACACCUGUGCCAAAGCAAAUAGCACCUGUCAUCGUGUAAGUACCUUUGGGUCGACGACUGAAUGCAGAUGUAACAACGGUUUUGUUGAGAGUGGAAAUAAAUGUAUUAUAGAUAAAAAUCCAUGUGAAAUAAACCCUUGUGGGGCAAAUGAGAAAUGUAUACCGAAUCAGGAGGGAGGACGUCUUUGUGUAGAAAAAGAGGAAAAGGUGGCAAGUAACACAGGCGUUAAUUUAUUUGCUGCAGUUUUUACACCGGUCGCUGUGAUUGUAAUUGCUGUAUUCCUCAUUGUUUGCUUAAGAAGACGUCACAGGAGGCAAAUGACUUUUAUAGAAAAGGAAUUUGAAUGUGCUAUGGUUGCUAUGAAUUUAGAUAGAACCAUCGAUGUAAGAUCUGUUGACCCGGAGAUUUUGAGAACCGAGGCGGACGGAAGAGUGAUGAAUUUGAUUUACGUUUCCCAAGACAACAUUUACGAGAUUCCAGAAUGUAUAUUGGAGCCGAUUAGUCGAUAUGAACUUCCUCCCGAUUCUGUGCGAUUUCACAAAAUGAUUGGCAAAGGAGCGUUUGGAAGAGUAUACGCUGGUGAAGCCAAUGGAAUUAACGGCAAUCCUGAAGUGACAGAAGUUGCGAUAAAAACACUAAAAGAAUCUGCCAAUGAAGAAGACCUCAGCAAUUUUUUACGGGAAAUCGAUUUAAUGAAAGACCUUGGAGGACAUGAAAAUGUCAUUAAUAUGUACGGUUGCUGCACAAAGUGUCGUCCAAUAUGCCUAGUGUUGGAAUACGCGCCAGGUGGAAAUUUGCUUAAUCAUCUGAGAGCUCUUAAAAAGAAGUGUAACGAUAUCGUAGCUGCGCGCACAGACAAUGUGACAAACUCCAAGGGAUACUUCCAGAAUGCCAGAAAGCUCGGUAAAAACCCAGAAGACUCGGAAUCUUCUCUACUUCUAAGAAAAAGCCACGAAAAACAAGAGGAAGACGAAAGAAUAAAGCAAGAUGAAUAUACAAAUGCAGAGAUCUCGAUCAGAGUAAAAGAGGAAAUCCGAGCUGCUUUGGAUUCAAAAGAACUGGAAUCAUUUUCACAUCAAAUUGCUGUCGGAAUGAAGCAUAUCUCGGACCAUGGCAUCGUUCAUCGUGACUUGGCCGCAAGGAAUAUACUACUUGGGAAAAACAAAACUUUGAAAAUAUCAGAUUUUGGUUUGUCACGUGAAGGAGCAUACGUGCAAAAAUCUAUCGGGAAAAUUCCUUUCCGGUGGUUGGCAAUUGAAGCGAUACAAGAACGAAGUUAUUCUACCGCCAGUGACGUAUGGGCGUUUGGAGUUGUUUUGUGGGAAAUAUGUACAUUGGGGAACAUGCCUUACUCAGCGGUCUCGGAUCGGGACCUUGAGAAAUUCUUAGUAAGUGGAAAGAGAUUGGAGAAGGUGGAAAACUGUACGGAUGAUAUAUAUCAGAUAAUGUCAAAAUGCUGGAGUCAUCUACCAAAAGACAGACCAACAUUUAAAGAGCUGUCCAAUACAUUGGGAGAACUUCGAAAUACUGGGCGUAUUUACGUCAAUUUAGACAGUCUAAUGGAACAGUCCAUUAAAAAGGAAGAUCAAGAGAAUUCUGAAGAAAUAGACAAGGACAGAAGCAGCGAUGAUGAAAGUUGCGAUAAAGCUGAGUGA
Dendronephthya gigantea is the source of this 1701-nucleotide messenger RNA. Its product is annotated as tyrosine-protein kinase receptor torso-like. Gene Ontology annotation, molecular function: transmembrane receptor protein tyrosine kinase activity; ATP binding. Gene Ontology annotation, biological process: protein phosphorylation; positive regulation of kinase activity; multicellular organism development. Bases 1 to 1701 code for a protein of 566 amino acids. Lineage: Eukaryota; Metazoa; Cnidaria; Anthozoa; Malacalcyonacea; Nephtheidae. The transcript is spliced from 15 exons. Gene Ontology annotation, cellular component: signaling receptor complex. The record is from RefSeq and is a predicted model, not a curated record.